Molecule: messenger RNA, 960 nt
Organism: Vespa mandarinia (Asian giant hornet)
Lineage: Eukaryota; Metazoa; Arthropoda; Insecta; Hymenoptera; Vespidae
Molecular function (GO): catalytic activity
Source: RefSeq, a predicted model, not a curated record
AUGGGAGUACUUCAGGGUAACCUCAAUAGGAGCAGGACGGCGCAUCACCUUCUAGCCAAGAUCUGCUCUGAGAAAAAAGCUGAUGUUGUUCUAAUCAGCGAACAGUACCAGGACAGAGAAGGAGUACGAUGGUACGCAGACGAAUUGGGCACCGCGGCCAUCUGGAUCCCAGAUCCCAGUCAGAUACAUGUGUCAGGUCAAGGAUCCGUACGCGGUUACGUUUGGUUGAGACAUAACUCGACGACUUAUGUCAGUGUAUAUCUCACGCCGAACGACUUCCAGAUCAAACUGGACGAUCUGGAAAUCGCUUUGCGUGAAAUGCAAGGGUAUUUCAUUGUGGCUGGAGACCUCAAUGCCAAAGCUCUCGAAGGGGGAGAGGCCAGGCCGGACUCCAGAGGAAGACGUAUCAUGGAGGUGGCGUCGAAACUGGAGCUAUCAGUACUCAACACACGAUCGACGUCAACCUUCCGCAGUCCUAGAUAUAGAGAGACGAUCAUGGAUGUCUCUCUAGCCAACGCACACCUUGUGGCAACAGUCGCAGGCUGGCAGGUGACCGAGGAUUAUACCGGGAGUGAUCAUCAGUACAUCCUAUUCGAUGUACACGUUAGGAGGCCAGCCGCGAUAAGUGUAGAGAGACCACCCCGGUGGAACAUUGCAAGAAUGGAUCGAGAGAGGCUGUCGUCAUUCAUAGAUGAAAGUUGGAGUUCCCUUCAAAUUGCCUCCACGAGUCUAUCGCCAAUUAAACAAGCCUGGAUGAUUACUGCAGCAACUAUCACAGCGAGCGAACUGAUUCGAUCUCGACGCUGCUCCUUUGGCCGCAGAGUACCAAGCGGCCAAAAAAGAUUUGAAGACGACAAUCAUGGACAGUCAACGACGGUGCUGGAAGGAGCUGUGCCUGGAUGUCGACUAAAAUCCGUGGUGAUUAGGUUAUCAGAUCGUCACUCGCAAACUGGGGGCUAA